CUUGUUUUUCCCGUUUCGGUGUUGUUAUUUUGAAUCGCCAGCAGGUGGUGGUAUCUCAGCUGCUCGCCCCAGAGGGGUUGGAACUGGACAGGAGUUUGGCAGAGGUGGAAAUGGGAGCUUGCCUCAGGGCACACGGGAGGAGACCCACGGCCGAUCUGUCAUUGUUAGAGCAAGCCUUUAGCCUUGGCCUUAAUUUUGGAUUAUUUUUGACACAUUUGGAAUCAGAGAAUAAUAAGUUAUGUUCCCUAUAUUCCUUCCGAAAUACCUCUACCUCACCACAUAAGCCUGACGAAGGGAGUCGGGACCGCGAGAUCAUGACCAGUGUUACUUUUGGAACCCCAGAACGCCGAAAAGGGAGCCUUGCCGAUGUGGUGGACACACUGAAACAGAAGAAGCUUGAGGAAAUGACUCGGACUGAACAAGAGGAUUCCUCUUGCAUGGAAAAACUACUUUCAAAAGAUUGGAAGGAAAAAAUGGAAAGACUAAACACCAGUGAACUUCUUGGAGAAAUUAAAGGUACACCUGAGAGCCUGGCAGAAAAAGAACGGCAGCUCUCCACCAUGAUUACCCAGCUGAUCAGUUUACGGGAGCAGCUUCUGGCAGCACAUGAUGAACAAAAAAAACUGGCAGCCUCACAAAUUGAGAAACAACGGCAGCAAAUGGACCUUGCUCGCCAACAGCAAGAACAGAUUGCAAGACAACAACAGCAACUUCUGCAACAGCAGCACAAAAUUAAUCUCCUGCAGCAACAGAUCCAGGUUCAGGGUCACAUGCCUCCGCUCAUGAUCCCAAUUUUUCCACAUGACCAGCGGACCCUGGCAGCAGCUGCGGCUGCCCAACAGGGAUUCCUCUUCCCCCCUGGAAUAACAUACAAGCCAGGUGAUAACUAUCCCGUACAGUUCAUUCCAUCAACAAUGGCAGCUGCUGCUGCUUCUGGACUCAGCCCUUUACAGCUCCAGAAGGGUCAUGUCUCCCACCCACAAAUUAACCCAAGGCUAAAGGGCCUAAGUGACCGUUUUGGCAGGAAUUUGGACACCUUUGAACAUGGUGGUGGCCACUCUUACAACCACAAACAGAUUGAGCAGCUCUAUGCCGCUCAGCUGGCCAGCAUGCAGGUGUCACCUGGAGCAAAGAUGCCAUCAACUCCACAACCACCAAACACAGCAGGGACGGUCUCACCUACUGGGAUAAAAAAUGAAAAGAGAGGGACCAGCCCUGUAACUCAAGUUAAGGAUGAAGCUGCAGCACAGCCUCUGAAUCUCUCAUCCCGACCCAAGACAGUAGAGCCUGUAAAGUCCCCAACGUCCCCCACCCAUAGCCUCUUCCCGGCCAGCAAAACCAGCCCCGUCAAUCUGCCAAACAAAAGCAGCAUCCCUAGCCCCAUUGGAGGAAGCCUGGGAAGAGGAUCCUCUUUAGAUAUCCUCUCCAGUCUCAACUCCCCUGCCCUGUUUGGGGAUCAGGAUACAGUGAUGAAAGCCAUCCAGGAGGCUCGGAAGAUGCGAGAACAGAUCCAGCGGGAGCAACAGCAGCAACAGCCACAUGGUGUUGAUGGGAAACUGUCCUCCAUAAAUAAUAUGGGGCUGAACAACUGCAGGAAUGAAAAGGAAAGAACGCGCUUUGAGAAUUUGGGGCCCCAGUUAACAGGAAAGUCAAGUGAAGAUGGAAAGCUGGGCCCCGGUGUCAUCGAUCUCACUCGGCCGGAAGAUGCAGAGG
Molecule: messenger RNA, 1713 nt
Organism: Carlito syrichta (Philippine tarsier)
Lineage: Eukaryota; Metazoa; Chordata; Mammalia; Primates; Tarsiidae
Product: transcription factor SOX-6
Exons: 13
Biological process (GO): regulation of transcription by RNA polymerase II; central nervous system development; positive regulation of chondrocyte differentiation
Cellular component (GO): nucleus
Molecular function (GO): DNA-binding transcription factor activity, RNA polymerase II-specific; RNA polymerase II cis-regulatory region sequence-specific DNA binding
Source: RefSeq, a predicted model, not a curated record